Periophthalmus magnuspinnatus is the source of this 429-nucleotide messenger RNA. Its product is annotated as DNA-directed RNA polymerases I and III subunit RPAC2-like. Gene Ontology annotation, cellular component: RNA polymerase III complex; RNA polymerase I complex. The coding region runs from base 17 to 361 and encodes 114 amino acids. Lineage: Eukaryota; Metazoa; Chordata; Actinopteri; Gobiiformes; Gobiidae. Gene Ontology annotation, biological process: DNA-templated transcription. Gene Ontology annotation, molecular function: DNA-directed RNA polymerase activity; protein dimerization activity; DNA binding. The record is from RefSeq and is a predicted model, not a curated record. The transcript has a single exon.
UGCAGCAAAACGAAGCAUGGCCGCGGAGGGCGAGAAGAAACCGGUCCUAGAGAUGGUCCAAGCUGAUGGGGCAGAUGACGGCUGUGUGACGUUUGUGAUGCACGAGGAGGACCAUACACUUGGAAACUCUUUACGUUACAUGAUCAUGAAAAAUCCUGAGGUGGACUUUUGUGGCUACACCAUCACGCAUCCUUCAGAGACUAAGAUCAACUUUCGUAUCCAGACUCGAGGAAACAUCCCAGCAACAGAAGCAUUUCGACAGGGCCUGACUGAUCUGAGUGAAGGUUGUCAACAUGUUCUCAACACUUUUCAGGCACGAGUAAAUGAGUUCAAAGAAACACAGGGGCAGCCCACAGAAUGACUGACAGUGCAGCGGUGACCUGGCAAAACAUCUGUAAAAAUUUAGUUUUUUAUAAUUCCUCAAAUGUU